Naegleria fowleri is the source of this 2352-nucleotide messenger RNA. RefSeq lists its product as uncharacterized. The transcript has a single exon. The coding region runs from base 1 to 2352 and encodes 783 amino acids. Lineage: Eukaryota; Heterolobosea; Eutetramitea; Acrasida; Naegleriidae. The record is from RefSeq and is a predicted model, not a curated record.
AUGUUCAAAUCCCGAUCGUUGAUUCCACGCUUGCGAAGCCUUCAAAAUCAGCAGCAGCAAACAAGCUUGAUUCGUCUUGGAGAUUCAUCAAUUGUAUUAUCAUCAUCAUUAACAUCUUGUGUUAAUAAUGUAAGGGAAUUUUCAUCAUUACCUUGUGCUUCUUCGGAUUUGAAUGUUUCAACUAAAAGUAUGAGGAGGAUGAUUGAAUCAACAACGAGUAGUAGUGAAAAUUACAUUCGGAAUUAUCAUUCAUCGUCUCAAAGCAACUUCAAUCCCACUUCCUCAUCAUCAACUACGAAUGACAAAGAAAAUAAUCCGAAUAGUAGUAGUACUUCUCAACAACACGUUAAUUCAGCAAACAAUAAUAAUGAUUCAUCAUCAUUCUCCUCUUCAUCGGGUGAAGAAAAGAAAUCCAAAAUCAGUCCAACGGUGCGACGUGUUGGAAUUGCUUGGGUCAUCUUUUCAACCCUUUCAUUGAUGCUUCUAGGAUUUAGUGUGAAGGACAUUUUGUUCCUUGAUGAGGAAUUGAUGGAAACGGAAAAUGAAUCAUUGGGUGUUCCACACAAUCAACCCUUCUAUCAAUAUCACUUCAAAAUGCCACACCAAUUAGAAUCGAUCAUUAAAAUUAUUCGAUCUUUUGUGGCUUUGGGUAUUGUGGUGGCCGAUUAUAAAUUACAUUUUAACAAAUUGGACAAUGUGGAAGGUGUGACUGAGGAGGAAAUUUUGGAACACAAAUCAGCAGUGCAUCGAAGAAGUGCUCAACGCUUGGUACAAUUAUGUUUGGCCAAUGGUGGCGUUUUUAUUAAAGCUGGUCAACAUAUUGCAUCUCUAAAUCAAGUACUUCCAGUAGAAUUUACUGAAGGCUUUAAGCCAUGUCAGGAUCGAGCACCCACUCGGCCUUGGUCAGUCAUUGAAGCUUUCAUUAGAGAGGAAUUGACUGGAGUGAAACGUGUGGAAAAGGGAGCAUCAGAUCCUCUCUAUGAUGUAUACUUUUCUCGAAUUGAAUCUAAACCAAUUGCAGCUGGCUCUCUCGCUCAAGUUCAUGUGGCUUAUUUGAAAGGAUCGGACAACAAGGUUGCUCUAAAAGUUCAAUAUCCUGACCUGAGAGAAACUCUCUCAUCCGACACGAAAUUAUUGAAGAGACUCAUUGCGAUGGCCGAAUUUGCCUUUAAAGAUAUCAAAUUACAAUGGAUUUGCAACGAGUUUGAAUUGAAUUUACCUUUCGAAUUGAAUUUUUUCAAUGAGGCCAAAAAUUGCUAUUUAUUGGGUCAGAAACUUGCGACAGUUCCCAAACUGAGAGAUCACGUACGAACGCCCCAUGUGUAUUGGACUCAUUGUACAGACAAGGUGCUAACCAUUGAAUUUGUGGAUGGUUUCAAAGUCACUGAUAUUCAUUCCAUGCGUGAAAAAGGUAUUGACAUUGAUGUGAGCUACAUUAGCUAUUUAUUGUCACACGCAUUCAGUGAACAAAUCUUCUCAAAGGCAUUUAUUCAUGCCGAUCCACAUCCAGGAAAUAUCAUUUGUUGUCGAAAGAGAGGCCUAUGGUCAGACAAUAUUGAAUUGGUGCUCAUUGAUCACGGUCUGUAUCAUCAAUUAGACAAUGAUUUUAGAAUAUUAUAUUGCAGAUUAUGGAAAGCUAUUGUGGAUUACAAUAAGGAGGAAUUGAUUGAAGUUUCUAAACAAUUGGGUCUCACAGACUCGAAAAAUAAGCAAGAUGGACCUCUCAUGUCUGAAUUGUUAAAAGUCAUUCUCACGGCACGAGCUCAUGAUCCCAACGAAGAUCUCUACACAGUUCACACACAAGGCUCUCAACAGAAACAACAAUCGAAAAACAAACUCUUGGCCUACAGUCAACGACACUUUAUGGAUAUUGCUAAAGUGUUGGGAGAUUUGGAUCGUAAAGUUUUGCUCUUACUCAAGUGCAACGAUCUUUUAAGAAGUAUUCAAAUGGAUUUAGGAGUUCCAGUCAAUUAUUUUAUCAUAUUUGCUCAAUAUGCGAUUAAGGCCAUUCAUGAAGACAGACUCACACGUGUCUUUGAGCAACACAGAAAACAAGGACUAUUAAUGUCCUAUUUUAAUUACUGCUUGACCUAUCUCAAAUGCAAGAAGGAGUAUUUAAUCUUUGACGCCAAAUUGAAAUUAUAUCUUCUUGCCACUUCCUUGAUGGGAUUUUAUCAGAAUUUCAAACGAGAAUGGGCAGAAUUGAAAUUUAUUGUGGAGACUUCACGAAAUGCAAGAACAUCGACCACUCACACCUUCUACAAGCUUGAUCCAUCUCAUGACUUGUCAAUUUUACAGAACCCAUUUGCACAUGCUUUGAUUGUUUCACAAUAUGAGGCACAUCAUCACUAA